UUUUUUUUUUUUGACAAACGAUCAAAUUAUUUUUUUCUUCUCUUCUUCUUUUUCUUUUCCUCCCCCCUUUUUUUUUUUGCUCUAAGGGCACUAACAUUAACAACAUGGUUCAUCUAUCAAAUCUAUUUCACUUUUCAUCACACCGGAAGAGUUUUUCAACAAACAGCAGUCGUCGAAAUUCAAGAGAUUCUUCCUCUUGGACUUCUUCUGAUACAACAUUUGAAGAUGGAAAAAAUUGGCUUUGUAAACAAUUACAUUUGCACGGACAACAACAACAACAACAACACAAAUCAGAGCCAGCCACACCUCGAAAUAGUAAUGAGCGUGCACGAUUAUCUCCGUCGUCCUCCACCCGUCAUACACUCUCCACGAUCCCCACCAAUGAAUCUAUGAACUCAUCUCCAACAAGAGCAAAGUUACACCGUUUAAAUACAGCUAAUCUUCGUGAAUACGGUGAAUGCUAUAAACGUCUAGGAAAGGGAUCUACUGCCAUCAUCUCUAUCUGUCGUAGUAAAAAGUUAAAUACGGUGGAUAAAUUGGGAGAAUCGAAAUUAUACGCGAUCAAGCAAUUCCGUAAAAGAAACAAGACAGAAACAGAAAAGGAAUACAUGAAGAAAUUGACAAGUGAAUUUUGUAUUUCAUCCACUUUUCAUCAUAUCAAUGUCGUUGAGACCAUUGAUCUAGUAUUGGAUGAUCAAAAUCGUUAUUGUACAGUGAUGGAGUACUGUCCUGGUGGUGACCUGUUCUCUGUGAUUAUGACAGAACAUAUGACGGAUAUUGAACAAUCAUGCUGCUUUAAACAAUUAAUGUCAGGGAUUGCCUAUCUUCAUUCAGUGGGUGUAGCUCAUCGUGACAUCAAACCCGAAAACCUCUUAUUGACUUUGGAUGGUAAACUAAAGAUUACGGAUUUUGGUGUAUCUGAUGUAUUCCGUUGUGCUUGGGAAAGAACUGGACACAAAAGUCAUGGUUUGGUAGGAUCAGAACCUUACAUUGCACCUGAAGCUUUUGAAAGGGAUCAUGAAUACUGGGGUUCAAAUGCUGAUAUAUGGUCUGCUGGUAUCGUCCUGUAUUCAAUGUAUCGUGGCGGACAUGCAUGGAUUCGUGCUGAUAAAUCGAUGGACAGAGAAUUUCGUAAUUACCUUCGUCAUUAUCCAUCUCGGACAUUCCCCAACUUUAAAAAAUUACCUGCUACAGUUUCUGAUUUACUUUACAAGAUGUUGGAUCCAAAUCCCGAAACUCGAAUUACCGCUGAAGAGGUUUUACAUCAUGAUUGGGUUAAAUCCAUCUUGCUUUGUGAAAAAAAUGUAGAUGCACUGAAUCGAGAACAUCAUCAUACCACCAUGUCUUGCAACUCAAAAAAAGUGUAAACAGUUCUUUUAUAUAUACUCAUACACACACACACACACACACAUAUAUAUAUAUAUAUUUAUUUAUUUCAUUUUCCAUUGCGCAAAUAAUACCCAUUUACAAC
Molecule: messenger RNA, 1471 nt
Organism: Mucor mucedo
Lineage: Eukaryota; Fungi; Mucoromycota; Mucoromycetes; Mucorales; Mucoraceae
Product: kinase-like domain-containing protein
Exons: 1
Coding region: 105-1367 (420 amino acids)
Biological process (GO): intracellular signal transduction; intracellular monoatomic cation homeostasis; protein phosphorylation
Molecular function (GO): ATP binding; protein serine/threonine kinase activity
Source: RefSeq, a predicted model, not a curated record